AUGGCUGACCUGAUGUUUGACUAUCAGUUCCGUUUGAUACUGAUCGGCGACAGUACGGUGGGCAAGAGUUCGCUGUUAAAAUUUUUCAACGAUGGUAAAUUCGUCGAGGUGUCCGAUCCAACAGUUGGCGUCGAUUUCUUCGCUAGAACAAUACAAAUACCCAGCGGUCCACGCAUAAAAUUACAACUAUGGGAUACAGCUGGCCAAGAGCGAUUUAGAUCAAUUACAAAAUCCUACUACCGAAAUUCAGUAGGCGCUCUGUUAAUAUAUGACAUAACAAAACGAGCCAGUUUUGAUCACAUACCUGUUUGGAUGAAUGAUGCCAAACGACACAUUGAACCUCAUCGACCCGUAUUUGUCUUAGUUGGGUGCAAAUUAGAUUUGGUAAAUAAUGGUGCUAGUAAGAGGGAAGUGACUGAAGAAGAAGCCAAACAAUUUGGUGCAGAACAUAAUAUAUUCACUGUCGAAACAUCUGCAAAAACUGGUUCUAAUGUUGAAUUGGCAUUCUCUGCUAUCACCCAAGAAAUUUAUCAGAGGAUAAAAAGCGGUGAAUACCAAAUGGAAGAAGGCUGGGAUGGCAUUAAAAGUGGCUAUUCACAUCAUUCAGCUAGUAUUGAUUUUAAUAACUAUAUCGAAGCUGAACCAGCGAAGUCAUGCUGUUAA
This is a messenger RNA of Macrosiphum euphorbiae (potato aphid), 663 nucleotides long. Lineage: Eukaryota; Metazoa; Arthropoda; Insecta; Hemiptera; Aphididae. The record is from the annotation of a GenBank genome assembly.